Messenger RNA from Glossina fuscipes, 2867 nucleotides. Its product is annotated as hybrid signal transduction histidine kinase L. The record is from RefSeq and is a predicted model, not a curated record. Bases 1175 to 2845 code for a protein of 556 amino acids. NCBI's taxonomy places the organism in Eukaryota, Metazoa, Arthropoda, Insecta, Diptera, Glossinidae. The transcript is spliced from 3 exons.
UUAUUUUCACAUGUGCUUAUCUGACUAGUUGAUGACGGUGUUUACAAUUGUUUUUGUACUCAACUAUUAAAAAAAGGCAUGUGUUUAAGUUGAGUUUUUCAUUUUUAGUUUUUUUCUUUUUCUUCUCUUCGUUUAUAUACAUUUUGUGUGUGACAUUUAUAUUCCAAGAAAACAGAUGGUUUCAGUCAAAUUUAUAAGAAUAUCAUGAAAGAGAUAAAUGUCGAAUUAUCUAAAAUCGGAAUUUUUUUUUUUUCUUCGGCCAACGUGACUUUUAAUAACAAACCGAACAAUUUAAAUAAAUGUAAAAUAAUCAGCUACCUAUAUAGAGGCAUAUUAAAGAAGUGAGAAAAACCGAAAGAUACUAACGACAGUAACAAAUGAGAAAAAGAUUAUCUUUGUGGCAAAAAAGCAAAAAAAAAACAAAGUUAAGCAUGCAAGCCGCACUCAAUUUCCUUUUUAUUCAAAACUGAUCAUUAUGCAAACAAAGGAAUGCUUAGUGCAGAAAACAUUUCGUGCCGGAACUUAAUUAUGUCGCCAACGAGGGCAAAUCUAGCGUAUAAGUUAUGCAUAUAGAGCAUAAUAUGCGAAAGGCAUGUAGAAAGCCAACAAAAGCGGAGAAUUACUGAGAACGAACAUGGCGACGAAUGAGUUACUAAUACAUGAAUCAUUCAUUACAUCAAACAAUGGAUUACUUAAGCCAACGAAAACCAGAAAUGACGGGAGUCAUCAGCAAUCUAACAAUUAUGAGAAACGAACAAGGGCACAUUUGCGGCUGUGAAAGGCCACCUAUAUACCGGAUAGUCUUCUCAUUCUCGACCCAUUCAUAAACAAUUAAGUUACGAGAGACGAGAAAUUUAUUUUUUAUAUCAGUUAUAUAAAAAUUAUACGAUAAAGACCUAUUACGGGUAUAAGGACAUACAUGCGUACAUUGAAACUUAAAAAUGAAUCAGUUGCGUGAAUUGUUCCAAUAAAUGAUAUCUAAAUGGUAUGAAUUGUUUUUUUGGCUUUUAUUAAGCCAGCGAAUAAAUCGUGAUCACUUGCGACGAUUAGGAACAAAUUCCUUCAUCUAAUUUCUGAAUCCGCGAGAUACUUCCAAACUCAUUAGAAAAGAAGACAGUUAAAAAGCGCUGGCUAGUGUGAAAAAAUACGUUCAAUAAAGAAUAAAAGAAUCAAAAUGCCAACGAUACGACGCUGUUGUAUAGUAGGAUGUAUGUCCAAUUCCCGUCAAAAUCCUCAGCUGCAAUUUUUCCAAUUUCCGAAACCGGAUAAUCCAUUUUAUAAGAUGUGGACCCAUGCUUGCCAUGCAUCAUUGAGUCGCAUAUUGCCUUUUAAAAAACCAGUUGUUUGCGCUUUACAUUUCCAUCCGCAUUGUAUAGGAGGCAGACGUUUAACGGGCAGCGCAGUGCCUACACUUAAAUUGGAAGUACCAUCAAAUUUGAAAGCAGUAGAACAACAGGCCAUGGUUGAAGAGAUCGAAAGGAGCCGCAAAUGUGCUUACAUCAAUGCUGUGGUAUACGAAUGGUUGGUGAGAGCUAAUCUCAAUCCUCAACUUCGUGGCUCGAUAACGCACGGUAUGAUUAAGGAGAAAGCGGAAACGGCCAAACAAAUUAUUGGUUGCGAUACUUUUACUGCAGACAAUCGAUGGCUAAACCGUUUUCGUGAAUCGCAUUUGACUGGAUUCGCUCAGAAAUUGGCUUCCAAUCAAUUAAAACCUAUGGGUCCUUCAUUAUGGAUACCGGAUAUUGUGCAAGAUUUACAACAUUUAUUUCCACCCACUAGUGCUGAGCGCAUUGAAAGUUUUGAAAAUGUACCCGAACAAUAUAUCAAUUAUAUGAAACAAUACGGCGAAUAUGAGGAAGAGGAGGAGGUAGAAGGGGAACAAAAAUAUAAUGAACAUGAGCAAAGCUAUCAACAACAGCAGCAACACCAACAUCAACAAACCUCCCAUAAUUAUUAUAAUCAACCAAGCGGUUACGAUCCAUAUGGACAGCAACACCAUCAUCAUCCAGGGCCGCCAACUGGUUAUAAUGCUUAUCAUGAAUACUACAGUCACCAACAGCAACAACAGCAUCAUCACCAUCAACAGCAACAUCAUCAACAUGCACACCACCUCAACAAUAGCUACGGUCAUAGUUAUCAUCAUACCCAAACAUCAAAUGUGCCACCUUCGCAUACACCGCCACAACCCCAGCCGACAUUACUCUCACACUCCCAAACUCCUCCGCUUAAUGAGACAUCACGACGUGCUAGUCCCUACCCUACCCAAAGCAAUAAUGUCAGCAAUCCGCCUAAAAGACGACGAACCAACGACACCGAGCCUAAUGAACAAAGCAAUGGGGCAAAUAGCCCGCCUUCUCUUAACGGUGUACGCAAUGAUCAAGAAAUUGAAGAUCUUACGGAUGGACCUGAAAACAAUGGUAACAAUGACCUAAACCACUCCAACAACACUAACACCGUCACCUCCGCAACAAACAGUAACAGUAACAACUAUCAGAAUGAAGACAGCCAAAAUUAUAAAGUGAAGCUUCCAUUACCGGCCACUAAUGGGUCGAGCACACCGAAAACAACACUAACCAAUGGCAGUAAUUCUGGUUCAAAUUCACCCAAGUCGACCACUAAUGAGGCAACAGCACACACAAAUGGCCACAGUUCAGCGUCACCGACACCCAGCACUUCCACGCAAAUUAAAGAAUUGGAGACAUAUGCUCAGGCCUUGGAAUAUCUGAAACCCUUGGAAGAUUUCGCUCUAUUUAAAGAGAAUUUCCGCGCGAUUGGCUUAAUAUCACAAUUAGAAGUGAUAUUACGUAAAGGAGAUCGUUCCGGCUUGCCAAAUUUAGCUGAAUAAUUGCUAAGUAAAUUACUACUAA